AUGUUGUCAAUUAAUGCAAGCAUCUUCCUGCUGUCUGCUAGUAAAAUGUUACAAAAUAUUGCUGUGGAGCCAUCAAUUUUCCUUGAUGAUGAUAUGCAAAAUGUUGCGCACGAAGACGAAGAUGAUGGAAUUGAUCUGAAUGGUACUCCGGGAAAUGAUAGUGACGAUUCGUUGCAGCUGAACACGGAUGGUGUAGCUCCAAAUCAUGGCAAUGCCCGUGUGGCUAGUGACAAUGCCAAUGGAAAUGCUGCAACACUUGUUGACGAACCAGAUGAAGAUAUAUCAUCACAGCCAGUUGUCCCUUUUCUUGGAAUGGUUUUUGACAAUGUUGAAGAAGCUCACCGUGUUUACAAUGAAUAUGCCUCGAAGAUGGGCUUUGGAACUCGCAUUGUGACAUCAAAGCAUAGUAGGAAAAAUAGCUCGGAGCAGAAGCGCAUUCUAAUCUAUAGAGUUUUUGAGUGCGUACACUCACGGAAAAAUCCUUCGAAGAAUGUUGGUGGUAGCAUUUCUGACAGGGCUGCAACAAAUCAGUGUGAAGAUGUUGAUAUGAGCUAUUCUAGUAACAAAAAAUCUGCAAGCAAACAAGCUGGCAUCUAUAUGGAUGUGAGCGACAAGAGGAAAAGAAACCGGUUGGAGCGGUAUGAUUGCAAGGCUCGUAUGGGUGUUAACCUCAAAGACGGUAGCUGGGUUGUGACCGUUUUUGAGGCCGAUCACACACAACAGCUGAUUUUGCAAAGGGGGCGUCAGAGAUUUUGCCGCUCUCACAGAAAGAUCCCGGAUGCAGACAUGCAGUACAUCACUUCACUGCACUAUCGCAACAUAUCAACGGCUAAUAUGAUGGGCUUGCUUGGAGAUGCACGGUGUUGCGAUCCAAGGAGUUUGCCGUACGUGAAGACUGAUGUGACAAAUGCAAGAGCAAAGCUGCGAAGGGGCCUGUCAGAGCGUGAUUUGGAGCUGACAAUCGAGUACUUUGAGAGAAGACAAGUGGAGAAUCCCAACUUCUUUUUCUCGAAGCUAGAAGAAGAUAGAGCUGUUAGGGCGCUUUUCUGGGUUGAUGGGAGAACAAGGGCCUUGUAUCCAAAGUACAAAGAUUGUGUGUUUUUCGACACCACAUUCUGCACAAAUCGCUACAACUUGCCCUUUGCUCCGAUUGUUGGCAUUAACAACCACACACAUACUGUUUGCUUGGGGUGCGCUUUGUUGCCUGAUGAGACCAUCGAAACUUUCAAGUGGGUCUUCCAGCAAUGGAUGUUGGCAAUGAAUAACGAGCAUCCGUUGAACAUUAUGAUUGAUUAA
Aegilops tauschii subsp. strangulata is the source of this 1296-nucleotide messenger RNA. Its product is annotated as protein FAR1-RELATED SEQUENCE 5-like. The record is from RefSeq and is a predicted model, not a curated record. Lineage: Eukaryota; Viridiplantae; Streptophyta; Magnoliopsida; Poales; Poaceae.